This is a messenger RNA of Mucor mucedo, 3098 nucleotides long. RefSeq lists its product as uncharacterized. The record is from RefSeq and is a predicted model, not a curated record. The coding region runs from base 56 to 3028 and encodes 990 amino acids. NCBI's taxonomy places the organism in Eukaryota, Fungi, Mucoromycota, Mucoromycetes, Mucorales, Mucoraceae. Gene Ontology annotation, molecular function: ATP binding; protein serine/threonine kinase activity. The transcript is spliced from 5 exons. Gene Ontology annotation, cellular component: cytosol; cytoplasm; nucleus. Gene Ontology annotation, biological process: intracellular signal transduction; negative regulation of glycogen biosynthetic process; protein phosphorylation.
AAAAAAAAAAAAAAAAAAAAAAAAACUUUUUGAACUAGAUGAAAAUCUGUUGCAAAUGAAAGACUCAAUGACAGAAGAAGACAUUGUAGAACAAAGAUUAUGUAAUGAUUCCACACCAAAAUCCACAGGAUCCUCUGAAAACGAUGAUAAUAACGAGCUGGCUUCACAAAGCUUUGAACGAUUUCGGGAACACAUCAAGAAAGAUGAAAAUGGUAAAAUAGAAGCAACAGCAGAGCCAGCCCAUUUUCCACGCCCUACAGAUUCGAUUGCAGAAUAUUGUUCAGAGUCCCUUUACAGCUAUAGUUUCACCCCACUAUCUCGAGUCACCAAAGCCGCCAAAAUCAAAAGGCAAAUAUUGAGCCGUGGUAUGGAUUAUAUGCAGCGUCUCCGAUGGAAAACCGGAGAAAGGGACACAGGAAGAAGGUUUUCGCAACCGGAUAUUGGUGUAUUAGAUGACUGGACAAAUGAAGGCUCCGGUAGAUUAAACGGAUAUCCCUCCAUGGUAGAUAUGAUUGCAGCUGCCAACAAUUAUUCGCCUUCAUCUCCCCUUCAGCACCAAAACACUCAUAGUGCAUCCGUAAGCCCCGUAACACCGACACGACCUACGCUUAACGAAACAGAGCCACCUGAAGUUGAUGCAGAAGGAUUUCAUCUGGGUAGAAGGCAAACAAUCGAGGUCGUAAACAAUUUACCGCCCAUUUAUGAAAUUCCUAAGCCCUCUCAUGUACCCGUCUCUUCACAAUACACUCGCGCACUACAUGCCCCAUCGAGAUUUUUACCACAGAGCCAAUCUAUUUUGACCACAGACGCUCAGGCUACGAUUCUGCUGUUUAAUGAUGUAGCGAGUCUUUGUUUCGGCAUUGAUAAAUCGUAUAUUGGAAAAAGUAUUAUACCAGCAAUUGAGGAACCUUUCCAAAGUCAAAUCAGCAGCAUAUUGGAUAGAAGACGAAAAUUGGCAGCAAACACAUCUGAAUCAGAAAAGGAGCGUGUGGGUAAGGGACUUGUGUUGGUAUGUGGAAUUGUAGUGCCCAUCCGAAAAAUCAAUGGCGAAGGCUCUUCCGCUGCUUCCCUUUGGUUGAAGGAAAAAAUAACGGACGAGGGAAAGUGUGUGUAUAUUUGGAUUUUUGAAGAGAUUUACGAAACGUCUUUGACAGCUUAUUUGGAUGAUGAGGGUAAUAUUACAAAACUUGAUGGCACAACAAAGGAAUUAUUUGGAUAUGAACCAGGUCAAGUCAUCGGAAAGCCUAUUACUUUGCUGAUACCUUCCUUAUCUGACGAAACCAAAGUCAAGCCUAGCGUUGAUUUACACAAGAUUGACAAGCUAAAGUUCUAUGGAGGGCGAUCUACAAAGGACAUUAGUUUCCCCGUCAUGGUCAACAUCAUACCUUCGAGCAACAUUUUAAAAAUCGUCUCGUUACCAUCCAUUGCAGGGCUUAUUACUGUUCACGAAGAUGGAAAGAUACAAAGUAUCAAUCCUGUGCCUGCGAAAUAUCUGUUUGGGUAUUCCACCGAGAGAUUAAUAGAGAAUUUCAACAUUGAUCAAAUUAUUCCACAAUUUUCGGAUAUUGUAGCAGGCCUAAGAAGUUGUGACCUCUUACAGUCUUGCUGCACUGUGAACAAUCACGCUUGCAGAUGGGCGAUAUCCGAUAUGUGUACAGCUGGAGCAUACAAGUCUACAGAAGUGUGUCAGUCAUUAAAGAAACUGGAGCGUCUUCCCUCGAUCAGCUUAAAUGGUCAAAAAUUACCAUUGAUAUAUGCCGUGCAUCGCGAUGGAAGUCAAUUCGAAAUACAGUUACAGCUUAGAGUCAUAGAAAGCGAAGAAGAAGAUUUAAUCAGUAUUUGGGUCACCUAUGAUCGAAUUCAUGCAUUUAGAAAAACCCGAUCCCAGCGGAAGAAAUCUGCAGUCAAUAUUCCCACAGUGGUUGCACAAAAUGACGAACUUCGACAUCCUCUAAGUCCUAUUGUUGAUAAUAGUCCACCUAUUCAAAUAGACACGCCAGAGCCAAAGGAAAAACCUGCAGUGAAAAAAAGACCCCCGGUUAGACCUUAUGGCAUCUCGUCGUUUGGCUCUGUUGGUAAGGGCAAAGCGCUGUUUCCAACAGCCAUGACAACCAUGUAUGAGGAAAAGGAAUAUUCGCCAAAUUCUUCUUCGGAACAAGUCAACGAACUCGGGAUUCAAGAAAAGGAAACGGAACAGACUAAAAAGUCUCCAAUAGAUGACUAUGUCAUUGUCGAUACAUUGGGUGAAGGUGCUUAUGGAGCGGCAAAAUUGGCAUACCGUAAAGAUGAUCCAACAAAGGCUAAGGUUGUAAUUAAAUGUAUAGAAAAAUCCAAGAUUGUCAUUGAUUCAUGGAUCAGAGACAGACAAUGUGGUCUGAUACCUAUGGAAAUUCAUAUACUCAAGAAACUACAAGAGCAUCCACAUGAAAACUGCUGUACUUUGGAAACCUAUUUUGAAGACGAGGAUAUGUAUUUUGUGGUGAUGAAGAUUCAUGGAACUAGAAGUAUGGAUUUGUUUGAUUACAUAGAACUGAAUGAACAUAUUGCAGAAAACGAGAUCAGAGAUAUAUUCAGGGAAGUUGCUCUUGCAGUCAAACAUAUACAUGAUCUUCAUAUAGUGCAUCGUGACAUCAAGGACGAGAAUAUAUUGCUGGAUGAAAAUGGUUCAAUUCAACUGAUUGAUUUUGGAAGUGCCGCCUAUUUUAGAAAAGGACGUACUUUUGAUACCUUUGGUGGAACACUGGAUUACUGUGCUCCCGAAAUAUUAAAAGGAAUGACUUAUGAAGGCCCACCUCAAGAUAUUUGGAGUCUGGGUACAUUAUUAUACACUUUAAUUUAUAGAGAGAAUCCAUUUUACAAUGUGGAUGAGAUUAUGGAACAUGAUUUAAGAAUACCGUUUGUUUUAUCAGAGAGCUCUCUUGAUCUAAUCAAGAAGAUGUUGAAUCGCGAUGUCGAUAAACGUAUUAACAUAGAUCAGGUGCUGGAACACCCUUGGCUCAAGUCAUCGCAGUCUAAUACAAACCAGUAGUUUAACAAUGAUUUUGCUUCACGCAUGAUUAUUCUGUAAAUAAAUAAAUCCUUUUUCCCAAAAAAAAAAA